AUGUCAUCAUCCACUACUGACCUUCUCCCCUCCCUCCUCCACAAAUGUCUACGAGUUACUCUCACUGAUGGUCGAGACAUUACAGGCCGUCUCUACUGUAUCGACAACAAAGAGAAUAUAGUACUACGGAACGCUGUUGAGAAGCGACGACGAGACGGAGAAUACUCAUCCGUCCGCAAGAUCGGCAUAGUGAUGAUCCCAGGAAAGGAGGCUGUGAAGAUUGGAUGCCUCAAGAAGGAUUUUCCUCAAUGA
Messenger RNA from Perkinsus marinus ATCC 50983, 252 nucleotides. RefSeq lists its product as hypothetical. The coding region runs from base 1 to 252 and encodes 83 amino acids. NCBI's taxonomy places the organism in Eukaryota, Perkinsozoa, Perkinsida, Perkinsidae. The transcript is spliced from 2 exons. Gene Ontology annotation, cellular component: NatC complex. The record is from RefSeq and is a predicted model, not a curated record.